Messenger RNA from Chlorella variabilis, 631 nucleotides. RefSeq lists its product as hypothetical. The record is from RefSeq and is a predicted model, not a curated record. Gene Ontology annotation, biological process: proteasome assembly. Gene Ontology annotation, cellular component: cytosol. The transcript is spliced from 3 exons. The annotation marks the transcript as partial. NCBI's taxonomy places the organism in Eukaryota, Viridiplantae, Chlorophyta, Trebouxiophyceae, Chlorellales, Chlorellaceae.
AUGCGCGAUGACGGGUUUGCAGCGGCUGUGCGAGCCCUGGCUGAGAGCGUGGGGCAGAGCGAUGCCGAAGCCCAGGAUUUCAUUGCUGCGUUCCCACUCGAGACCUGCUUCCGAGAGCUGAGCGGGCCCGAUGUGAGCGCCUCGCUGAUGGAGGACGCAGCAGCCGCCCUUGCCAAGGUCUUUGGCACCAGCUACGGCGCCUCCCUGCUGCCCAGCAUCCUGCCACUCGCGGCUGCCGCCCUUCAGUCGCCCUCCGUGCCGCUGCGGCGCCUGGCGGUGCAGCAGCUGGGCCGCCUGGUGGCCGCCCAGGAGGAGCCGCCUCCGGCGUGCCUGGACCUGUUAAUGGCGGCGCUUCAGGACCCAGAAGUGGGGGUGACCUCGGCGGCAGAGGCAGCCCUGAGGCAGCUGGGCAGGCCGCAGGCGGGUGCGCAGGCGCUCCUGCCGCAGCUGCUGCGGCGGGAGCACCCCUGGGGCGGCGCGCUGGCGGCCCUGGCCGCCUGCCACGACCCGCUGCUGCGCAUGCGGGCGCUGACGCUGCUGGUGGCGCUGGCGGCGGCGUCGCCGGCAGCGGCGGCGGCGGUGCGACGGUCGGGCCUGCUGGAGCCGCUACUGGCUGAGCUGGAGGACCCGG